AUGGCAACGUAUUUUAAAACGCCCUUCACGAUCGGUGAACCAACGCAUUACGUUGAAUUGAAAGUACCAAAAUUGGACAAUGCAUCAUCGAACAACAUCAUUUGUUGUGUUGAUGUGUCAGGUUCAAUGAGUGGCGCUCCUAUUCGAAAUGUUUGCGAGGUUUUACGUGAUAUUUACAGACGUACACAAAUUGAAUACCCAUUAUUUACCUACAAUACCACGGCUAAUACGACACAAACGAUAAAAUCGGUCGAAAACCGAGAUUUAGUUGCUAACGGUGGUACAAGUUUCAGUUCUGUCUUUACUGCUAUACAGAAUCAUUUGGUAAACAAUCAAAAAUCCACAACAUUCAUAUUCAUGACCGAUGGUCAAGAUACUGACUCUAAAGAAGCUUUAAAACGAGCGAUUCAAAUGUUGAAAUUUUCCAUCAGUGGACUAUCAAAAGCAGUGACAGUCGUCUUUCAUGUAAUUGGCUUUGGCGAUGUGAAUAAUGACUUUUUGAAUGAAGUUCGGCAAUUCGGUAAUAAAGAAGGUCUAUUUCGUUAUUCCACUGCAUCAGCUGAAUUACAGAACAACUUCAAUGACAUGUUUGAGUAUGCCAUGUCAGCAAAAGAAUACACUAUUGUGAUCAAUGGCAAAUCUUACACAGCAAAUAGCAAUGACGAAACAGUCGGAUUUCUGAUCGAAAAUCUAAAUAUGGAUACUGCGGCAACAACAACAACAGAAAUUACAUUGAAAUCGUCGGAUAGCGAAUCAAAAAUUCCAUUAGUAUUAGUGGAAAAUCCUCGUCCGAUCCAAGUCGUUCGAGCAUUGAAUUUAGUUUCACCAGACAAUGCAGAAACUGUACAUCAGAUUCGCACGUUUCUAAACUCGAUCGUUCCAACUGGUAGUCGAGACCUCAUGGAAAAACUCGAACUAGAGCAAAUCAAGAAAGAAAUCGACGAGCGAAUGAUGGAAUAUACAAAUUUAUUCACCCAAAUCAAAAUGGGACAAGUACCUGAACAAGUCAAAUUGAAAUUAAGCGCAUUGCGGCACGAUGCCACAUUCGCUAAUGCUCAACGUCGAAAGAAAUUAGAUUUACGUAUCAAUAAGAACGUAGAUUACUUUCGUAAAACAGAUAUCAGUGGAAUUUUAGAAGGUUAUAAGAAAAGUAUUGAUCAACAAGGCUGGAAUGAUAUUAAAGAACAGAAAGCCGAUUGGGUUUGCUCGUACUCAAAAGAUGAUAUAUAUGAAAUGAUGCGCAAAUCACCAGAUAACAUCAUGUGUUUAGGUAUUCUCAUUGAACAGAAUGAAGAAGCAAUUACAUCUCCGACAAAAGGAUUGAAAUUACUCGAUGUUUCGAAUACAAUCAUUUCAUACGAUGCAUUUAUUGCAGCAAUGACUUAUGCAAAAAAUUCUGCGCAACAACAACAACAACAACAAACUAAUGAAACCAAUGGUAUCUGUCAUAUUGUUGGACAAUCACAUGAGAAAAUCAAUGCAGUCAUUCCGCUUUACAUCAACUAUGAGCACAUGAAACGAAUUCGAAUCUUAGAAGGUAUUUGGUUAGGAUACCUGUACACCUUAGAUUCCUAUGGUUAUGAUAGAGAGCAAGAAAUCGGUCUGUUGAAGUUACUUCAUGAUAUCAUUAUGGUUCGUGAAGAAACUACGCGAAGUCAACAGAUCAUUAAAGAAUUGGAAAAGGUUUGUCAUUUUAUCAUCACAGAAUCGAUUGGUUUCAAAUCGGCAUAUGGAGAGAAAACUUACGACAACUAUCUUCAAAGUAUUCACGGUCGACAGAUAAGUACGUAUGACUUGAGUAUUCCAUUAAUGAUCGGUUAUUUGAAAAACGACUUGAAAAAUGUUCUCAUGCCUGUUUACUACGAAUAUAUUCGUCAAUGUCUGCGAAAGAAACCACCAACGGAUAGAAAUGCCAUCAUCGAUCGUUUAUUGUACGGUGAUGAGAGUCGCCGCGAGAAGCGAGUAGCUAAUAAUGCAGAUACCACAUUCGUCAACAUCAAUGAACAAGAUCCUGAUUAUGUCGAAGAAAGUUUCAUCAAAUACUUUCACGAUGAAAUGUGCAAACCGUUGGAAUUGAUUCCCGAAACAAACAGUGGUGAAGAUCGAAAACUGAUCAGUCCAGAUGCGGAAAACGAUUUCAUAAAAAACUUCCUACAAACGCAUCAUCUCGAUGUACCAGCAGUGAUUAAAAACAUGUUGAAAUACGCUCAAAUGGAUGAGAAUUAUGUUGAAAACAAUCUUGAUUACGAUGAGUUACGAAAAGAAUUAUUGAUGAUUCUACAUUUCGAUGCUAUUGUUCCAAACAAUGUCACUAAAUCGAACGUCCUGACAUUCGUCGAUGAGAAACUCCAGGGUAAUCGGGAUAAUUCUGUCAUGUUCAACUUCACUUCAGAAACAAUUCGUAUCGUCACCUAUAAACUGUUAACAGCGAAAACAUUGGAAGGUUUCGGUGGUUUAUUGAGAAAGUAUUGUCCAAAACGAUGUGGACCUGUUUUUACCGAAUUAGUCAAAGGUUUAUUAACCGUUCCACCGACUGUUCAAAAUGCCACAUUAAACAAAGAGAAAUUAGUCUCUUUGCUAACGAACAAAGUCGGAUAUUCGAAUUUAUACACCAAUGCAAUCUCGCGAUUCUGUUGGCAACCGUUAGCUGAUGUGAAUAUCGAUACAUUAGCUGAAAUUGUCGGUAAAACGGAAUUGCGCGCAAUUGAAAAAGGAAACCUGGGAAGCGAUGUGCUGCAUUGUUACCGAGUAUCGAACAUAUUAAAUCACCAUGGCUAUGGUAACUACAAUCCGAAUAUGAAUAAUAUAUAUAAAUUCAGUGGUUAUAAUGAUCGACAUUGA
This is a messenger RNA of Adineta ricciae, 2841 nucleotides long. The record is from the annotation of a GenBank genome assembly. Lineage: Eukaryota; Metazoa; Rotifera; Eurotatoria; Adinetida; Adinetidae.